AGUGUACUGUGUGAUGUGUAGUAGAGUAGAAGGGCCUCAGCAAGAUCAGCAGACACUCAGCCAAUCACCAAAAAUAUCUCUCUCCUCUCUCUUCUCCUCUUCUCUUCUCCUCCCCUCUCCAACCCCUCUCAACUCAGAGCAAUCUCUCUCUCUCUCUCUCUCUCUCUCUCUGCAUCCCUCGCCAUCGUACUGCUGUCUCUUUGAAUCUCUCAACACCAAUAUCGUCUUCAAAACACGGUCUUGGGCGAUAGUAUUUCCUUCUCUUGGUUCUCAUCCUACCUGCUAAUUCACCCCGGCCGAGAAACUUCAUCUGGGUUUUCUUCCUUUUCGCUAAAGUUGCUUGCUUUGGCGUCCUGGAAUGAUGGGUCGCAUCCGAAAGAGGGUGGCGAGUCUUGUCUCGUAUCGGAAACAUCCUGUGUCCCCAUGAAAUUCCUUGAUUGGAGUCUUUGAAUUAUGGGUAGAGGCAGAGGAAAGGGAAAGAGAUCAGCUUCUAGCAGUCAUGAGGAUCCUGGAAGUGGUGAGGAAGAGAAAAUUCCAGCACAGAAGAGAAGGGGAAGGCCACAAAAGCUUUUCAAAGAUGAAGUUGAUGAGGAAGAUGUUAAAAAAGUAGAUGGGGAAGAUGGAGAGAAUGGAAAAGACAGUAUUGUAAGUAAGGGAACAACAAGUCCUGUUGCAGCAGAGAAUGGGAAGAAGAGGAGACGAACUUCGCUGUCAAAAGAGAAAUCAGAUAUCACGAAAGAGGAAAAUGGUGUCGGAGCCAGAUCAAAUGUGGAGGACUCAGCCAAGUCCAAUGGGUUUCGGCACAAUGGCAGCAGAAGGAAAAGCAAGCCUCGUCGGGCUGCUGAAGCGGGUGUCGAAUGCAAAUGAACCUGCAUGUGGCGUUUGAUGCAUCCUCCUCUUUCCAGUACCUGGUGAAAAAUGAAAUAGGAAGUGAGGCCUUAAGGGAAUUUUAUUUCAUGUUCUCUUUUAUUUUCUGUUUUGCUCGUUGGUGAUUCCGCAUCUUUGAUCCUAUUUGAUUUUGGUAAGUGCUUAUGAAACUAAUUAUCCUGGACAUGUUAUUUCUGUUAAUGCCAUUUAACAUUUUUCCCAACCUUUGUCCUCUAUGAUCGUAUUAUGAAAAUUUUUCUUCUUUAUGUUGGGGCGAUCUGGUGGCCUUGGAAUAGGACAAUCGUAAUCAGACUUAUGGGUCUUUGACAUAUGGUUCUGAUAAUCUUCUAUUUGCUUA
This is a messenger RNA of Eucalyptus grandis, 1225 nucleotides long. RefSeq lists its product as uncharacterized. The record is from RefSeq and is a predicted model, not a curated record. The transcript has 2 exons. NCBI's taxonomy places the organism in Eukaryota, Viridiplantae, Streptophyta, Magnoliopsida, Myrtales, Myrtaceae. Bases 454 to 867 code for a protein of 137 amino acids.